Molecule: messenger RNA, 402 nt
Organism: Heterostelium album PN500
Lineage: Eukaryota; Evosea; Eumycetozoa; Acytosteliales; Acytosteliaceae
Exons: 3
Coding region: 1-402 (133 amino acids)
Molecular function (GO): protein heterodimerization activity
Source: RefSeq, a predicted model, not a curated record
AUGAAUCAUGAAGUAACAUCAGAUGGAGAUUCAGAUGAUGAAAUCAAUGAACAAACAGAAGAUUCCAAUGUUUCAAACAAGAGUAGAUCUACAACUUCGAUUGAUCAAAAGAAACUACACCCUGCAAUGAAAUCAAUUGCAAAGUUAUACAAUCAAAAGAGUGUAAAUCAAAAAAGUGUAAAUACAAUGGAGAAAGUAUUAGUAAGCUUUUUAACGGUUGUAUUGGAUCAUUCUCAACAAAAAUCAAACAACAACACUUUACAGAUACAAGACAUACAGAGUGCGAUGAUUGAACUUGAUCUUGAGUUUCUAUUACCUAGUACCGGUAUAAAUCCAUCAAACAAGUUAUCUAAUCAACAAGAAGAUAAAGAAAUGAUAAAUGAUUAUUUAUAUGAAGAUUAA